AUGCUACGGUCCUUUAGUGUGACGAUACCGAAAUUUGAAGUCAGUGGUGCAUCGGGGUCAUGUCCUUCUUCCAAUUCUCCGUCGGGCUUUAAACGGUUCCGCCAGCAUGUGAAUCCACUCUCGAUGGUCUAUCGCCAGCCCGUUGAGAUUCCAAAUUGGACGCAAUGUUUUGCUGAUACAUCGCUACCCAUUCACCUAGACAUUGGUUGUGCUCGGGGCAAAUACCUCAUGGAUGUGGCGAUGUCACAAGCUACUGAACGAAAUUUUGUUGGUGUGGAGAUUCGUCGCAAUGUGUUGCAGGAGGCAGAGCGAGAAGCGGAACAAAGAGGGCUCAAGAAUUUGGCAUUUGUGCAUGCAAACAUGAACAUUCAUCAGAUAAAACUGUUGCAGUCUCUACCUGCGCCUGUAACGAGUGUGUCUAUCUUUCACCCAGACCCGUGGAUGAAGAAGCGUCACAUCAAGCGACGACUGGUGACCCAAGAGUUUGUGGAAGAAAUGGCCAGACAAUUGGCGAAUGGUACACCGAUAUUUGUGCAGACAGAUGUGGAGGAAUUGUUUGCGUACAUGGUGGAGAUCUUUGAGAUGUCGAGACUCUAUGACUUUGCUGCACAUUAUGAGAAUCCACUGGGAAUCCCUACAGACCGAGAAAAGUUUGUUUCUAAGGAAGGAGGAGACAUCUUUCGGGUCAAAUUUAUUGUGGAUAAGCCUGCAAAGGAGGCAGAAAGGAAUGUGCAUACGAAACAGCGCCUUUUGAAGCAAAGUGAAAUGGAACGCAUUGCAGUGCUGCAUCGUGGUUUUAAAUGUAGUUAA
Molecule: messenger RNA, 810 nt
Organism: Peronospora farinosa
Lineage: Eukaryota; Oomycota; Peronosporomycetes; Peronosporales; Peronosporaceae
Source: the annotation of a GenBank genome assembly